UAUAAGAGAAGAUUGACGCCACUUGAAAAUUGACAAAGCACAAAAUCCGCCUCUUGAAAUGUUCCAGUCAUCAAUAUUAAGCCGAUGCCUGCAGAGCGGUGGCGGUUUGUAAUCAGUAUUCACUACUAGUUUUGAUAGAGCGUUUUAUUCAUACGCCCCAAUUUUACAGAAACGUUUCAUGUGCAUAAAUGUUUUCACUUGUGUCGCGCCCAAACUUCCUCAUUUUAUAUAAUUACCACGGCAUCGUGAUAUAGGAGUAUAGGAGUUAAUGAUGCUUUACAUUAUGGAGUGAUUAUAUUUUUUCUGAUUUCAUUAUCCAAAAUGGGUUACUGGAUCAAUUUUAGACUUGAUUCAUUGUUUGUGUUGAAGACUCGCAGUGUGGGAAAUGUGAUAUGGAUGUUGAUCGCUGUUUUAACUCAAUCGUGUUGGAGUUUUAACAUUGAUGUUACGCGACCCCUUGUCUAUCAGGGCAAUGUCGGGACAAAUUUCGGUGCUGCCGUGGAAUUAUUAAAUAAUACUGAUGGAAAAUGGUUGUUAGUUGGGGCACCGCUUGAUUCCUUAUCUUAUGCCAAAAAUUACAGUAAUACAGGAAACGUCUUUCUGUGUCCUGUACAUGUCCAGGAGAAAAUUACAAAUCUUACGAGUUGUACGGAAAUACGAUUACCAGACUUAAGAAAGAUAGUUUCGCAGGACUCCAGGCUUGGUGCAAGUUUAAUGGUUUUAGAAGAUACAACACUGAUUUGUGCACCUGGAUUUAAAAAUCCAUACAAGCAAAAUGAGACUUCCGGUGCAUGCGUAUACUUUAAGAAUAAUAACAUCUCGGAUGUAUCCGGUCUGCUUAUUCGAAUUACAAAUGACAGUUUCAACACGGCCAUGUUUGGAUUUUCAAUGGCGCCUGGAAUAAAUGAAACAUUCCCAUACACUGUUGGUGGACCAAACAGCGGGAAACAAGAAGGAGGUCUGGCCACUUUUACAACGUCUCGUCGAGGUCUAACAAGCCAAAUCGUAGCAGGGACGACUUCCAUUCAGCCUGGAGCAUAUUUUGGUUUUUCCCUUGACAGUGGAUAUUUCAACGGAACUAAAUUCUUUUAUGUCGCGGGAAGACCGGGUUUUGCAAACAAAGCAGGGAAUAUCGGAAAUGUAGAGAUUCUUGAAUUUUUUGAAGCUGGUAAAAAGAAUACAAAGAAGCUUAUAGCUGGCAAACAGCUUGGUGGUGGAUUUGGUUAUUCGGUGUGUGUGGCGGACGUAAAUGGAGACAGGAUAGACGAUGUUCUGAUUGGUGCUCCUUUGGAGUAUGUCAACCAAACAAGUGGAAGCAUUAUUGUGGAUAGUGGUUCUGUUUAUAUUUACCUCGGAACAGGAUCGAAGGAUAUAAUCAAAGACAACCAUUUAAUGAUUAAUGGUAUGAGCAAACCAUGGGCCCGAUUUGGAACUGCAAUUGUAAAUCUGAGAGAUAUUUCAAAUGAUGGAAUUUCAGAUAUUGCCAUUGGGGCGCCUUUUGAAGAUAACCAUAGAGGAGCUGUAUACAUAUACAAUGGAAAAACUGGCGACUUCACUGACUCUUGGGAAUAUUCACAAAGAGUAUCGCCGGAAGAUUUAAAGUUAGGAAUCCGCGCAUUUGGCUUUUCUCUAUCCAGAUCACAUGUAGAUAUUGACGACAACUUAUAUAUGGAUUUGGCCGUCUCUGGGUUUAAAACUGACCAAGUGGCUAUUCUUCGGACACGUCCAGUAGUCCAUGUCGAGGUAGAUAUUUCCUCCACUCCAGAAAGCAUUCCUAUCAACUCCACUGGUUAUGACUGUAACGAUGGCAACGACUAUCCAUGCGUGGCACUGCAUUUACGUUUCCUGGUAACCGGAAAAGGAAUAGAAAAUGGCGUCUAUAUGAACUACACUCUUUUAAGUGAUGUGUUCUCUGACACCCCAAGGUUUUUACUUCGACAAAAUAACAGUGUUUUCGGGAAUUUUAACAAUUCACAGGAAUCUCAAACGAUUUUGCUGAAACCAAACAUGGAGACGAUUGUUGAUAUUAACUUGACAUCAGAUGUCAUUGACUAUAGGUUCUUCCAAUCCCUGGCUGAUCCAGUGAAUGUCCAUUUGAUGUUUUCUUUAGCUGACUUAACCGUAAAUGAGGAUGUUCCACCAAUUCUACAUUCAGACGUCAUUACUGACCGCUACAAGACGCUAAAUAUCAAUACAAAUUGCUCAUCUUAUCCUUGCAAGCCAGACUUCGUAGCACAGAUGCGCUCAAUGGAAAACAACAUGACAUUACAAAGAAACCAGGAAUUAGAAGUACUAAUGUACUUGACGAAUGCUGGAGACCCGGCAACUAAAACAGAUUUUUACGUAGAAACCUUCCCAAAGAUGGACUUUUAUAGAAUUACAGAGGGCACCAAGUACCUCAGUUGCUCUGUUCUCUACUUUGGUGUUUUGCACUGUGUUGUUCACUCCGUGACUAGUACAGAAAGGUUUUAUGCUCAUCAAAAAUAUAAGUUUAUGUUAAAAUUUUUCGUUGACCCUGAUGCAGCUGUGGCCAGAAAGGCGGAUCACGUGAAAAUUGAAGUUACGUUCAAUUCAACUAUGCAAGAUGAAACCAUGCCAUCGAAAACCUUUGAGAUGAUAAGUUAUUUUAACCUUCAAUCUGACGUAAGGGUUAUUGGAGGAUCGGACCUUUCAGACCUAAUCAUUGCUUCCACGACCGAGACUGUAUUCAAAUACUCUGUUACGUAUGACGUCCACAACGACGGACCUAGUCCACUAGGAGCAAAUCUUAAUAUAACCAUAGCUAGCAGCAGAGGGAGCAACACCAUUCUAAAGGAUAUAAUGGUUAAGAGGGGAAACUGUACUGCAGAGACGAAGAUCGACAUAAAACUUUUAGGAGAACCUAGCAAUUUGAUAUCACAACCUCUGAAAGAUAGCAACAACAAAGAACAACCGUCAACAGAUAUUAUUUGUGGACUUUCAGGAAUCAGUUGUACUUACUUGAUUUGUGAUCUUGGGUUCAUCAAAGCAGCUGAAUUUGAAAGCGUGGAAUUAACGAUGGAUCUCGAUUCCAACUCGUUCUCAAAUAUUCUAAAGGACUUAAAUACUAACGCUGCACGAUUUGUCACCCCUGGAGAGCUGAGUUUGUACAACAACAAAAUACCGGCUUCUAUAAAUGUUACAGAUAAAGGAAAGGUAGCAUUAAGAGUCUCUUUAGGCGCUUCCGGUGUGACGUCAUCGGACCUUCUUUGGUAUGCUAUAGGCGGCAGUGCUGGGGGAUUCGUGUUUCUUGUAAUCAUUGCACUUAUUCUAUGGAGGUGUGGGUUCUUUAACCGGAAGAAAAGGGGUGAAAUCGACAGAGCCAAAAGACAGUCCCAAAUGAAACAGAGACAGAGUAGGAUGAUGUCACAGUUCGUCAGCAAGGAGCUGAGUAAAGGUCACGACUCAUCGAUUAAUGGCACUGACCGAAAUUCUCAGGGUUAUACACUCGGUACAAAGAAAGACUAUCCAGAUUUAGACGUUCAAGACAGAUAACAGACGAGAUCUUAAAUAUAAAGGGCUCUCAAUUUGCAUGAAAGAAUUUUGAAUUUUGAAAUGAGCUCACAUUCUGCUGACAAUACUCAUUGACGCCAGUUGUAAUGAAAAUCGACUAUAGUGGGAAUGAACAUUCCUUUCAUCACCGGUGAAUGAUGUUUUUUUUUAUACCAGGAUGUAUGUGAGUUUGAGUAUGUGCAAUGUGUGUUUGUUGAUAAAAGUAUGUAUUGUGUAGAAAUGAGUCCUUAGUUUUCCUUUUUUUUUAGUUUUGAUAAUAAAACAAAAUCUUUUAUUUAUACAAAAGUUUAUUCUAAAACAACUACAUGUACUACAACAAAAACAAUUUACCUGUGAAAGGUAAAAUCUUAAACCAAGUAAAAUCGUGAUUAUUUUCUGUUUUGUUUGAAGCGUCAGAUAAUGUACAUGUAUAUUACAUGUAAGGUUAUGAAAGCAGAGGAAAUAUAUGCUGUAAGGAAAACUACAAAUGAUUUAUUCAUUUGUGGGUAAAUAUUUAAUCAUUGUUAAUGCGAUUCUUUUUUGUGAAUGCAUGAAGAAUAAUUUUUUUCAUCUCAUAUUUCAUUGAUCAAAACAUUUUUACUGGAGAGAUUAAUCAUGAUUUUGAAUUUCUUACAUGUAGUCAAGCACAAUGUACAUGUUCAUGUUUCAAAUACAUUUUUAACAGCUCUAAAUGUUUAAUAUCUGAAGCAUUCCUUUUCCAUGAAUCUUUUCCCAAAUUAAGCCAUGCUUGUAAAAAGGAAAAAUUUAAGUUAUAGGAGUACAUUUUACAUUUAGUUGAAAAAUAUGCAAUUAUGCAUGCCAUAUAUUUUUUGUGAAACCUACAUACAUGUAUAGUUUUUUUUUGUUUGGGUUAUUGCCAAGUGUAGUGAGGGUCUGGAAUUGUAGAAUUAUAAUGAGUCUUAUUUGUUUUUAUAUACUAGUAUAUAUGAAGUGCUUUGCCAAAAUGUUUUUUGUUUUCUUAGUUUCCUUGUUCAUGUGUGCAGUAGGAAAAAAAUACAUAUAUCCUACGUUUUCAGUGGACUACAACAUUUAUACAAGACUCGAUUAUUAAAA
Molecule: messenger RNA, 4584 nt
Organism: Saccostrea cuccullata (small rock oyster)
Lineage: Eukaryota; Metazoa; Mollusca; Bivalvia; Ostreida; Ostreidae
Product: integrin alpha-4-like
Exons: 21
Coding region: 322-3513 (1063 amino acids)
Biological process (GO): cell-matrix adhesion; cell adhesion mediated by integrin; cell-cell adhesion
Cellular component (GO): integrin complex; external side of plasma membrane
Molecular function (GO): integrin binding
Source: RefSeq, a predicted model, not a curated record